Dendronephthya gigantea is the source of this 8066-nucleotide messenger RNA. RefSeq names its product trichohyalin-like. Gene Ontology annotation, molecular function: protein binding. Lineage: Eukaryota; Metazoa; Cnidaria; Anthozoa; Malacalcyonacea; Nephtheidae. Bases 129 to 7724 code for a protein of 2531 amino acids. The transcript has 56 exons. The record is from RefSeq and is a predicted model, not a curated record.
GAUAAGAAACGGAGCAGUUAUACAGUUAUUGCCGGUAUUUGAAUUUUGAAAGACAUAGUCAUGCCAUUCUUUGAUUAUUUUCGCAAAUAAACCUUCUAACUUUGCUUGACCUUUACCAAGGAUGAUAAAUGGCCGGGCUUAAAAAAUUUCUGAAGAAACACGGGGGAAAAAAGGGCUCCGCAUCGAAAGAGGAUGUGCGGUCAAAUGCAGAUAAUGAACUCGCAUUUGGCUAUGUUAUCGCGAAGGAGAAAGAUCUACCAAAACUUCAUAAAGCCGUGUGGGGUAGGGAUACAACUAAAGUAAAACAACUUUGCAAGAAGGCCGACAUUAAUCAAUUUGACAAAGAAAACAGAACACCCUUACAUUUGGCUGCAGCGACAGGAAAUGAUGAGAUCACAAGAUUUCUUUUGGCAAACAAAGCAAAGACAAAUCUUUGUGACAAUGAUGGAAGAACUGCUUUGAUGAAGGCUAUUGAAUGUUCCCAUAAUGGUUGUAUUGAGCUACUACUAGAUAACAAUGCUGAUGUCAAGGUCACAGAUAUCAAUGCCAGUUCUACAUUGCAUCUUGCUGCAGCAAACAAUCUCAUUGAUACUGCUACCUUGCUUCUGCGAAAAGGAAUGAACAUCAAUAUCAGUGACAAGGAAGGCUUUACACCUCUUCAUGUUGCGGCAUCACUUGGUAAUCAAGAUUUUGUUCUCUAUCUUCUCAAUGAACAUGCAAAUGUUGACUGUGUUGAUGCUCAUGGCAGAACUCCACUUAUGACAGCUGCAGCAGAUGGACAUAUGGACAUUGUGAAGAUGUUACUACAAAAUGAUGCAGAUGUUAGCCUGAAAGAUGCGCAGGGCUGGAAAGCUAGUGAUCAUGCUGUUAUGAAUGGAAUACAUAGUUGUGCUAAAAUAAUUGAUGAUCAUGAAUUGCGUCAAACACAAGAAAAAGAAAAAGCAAAAGCGCUGGAGAAAAAGGAGCCAGCAAAGAUUGAGAAGAAGCCAGAUAUCAUGGAGGUUUUAAAAUCAGCAUCCCCAGUUAAUGAAGACCUGGAUUUUACCUUUGGUGGUCCUGCAGCGGAUAAAGUCGGCAACGAUGCUUUUCGAAGUGAAGAUAGCACGAGCAGGCAAUCAGAAGAAGAGGAUUCCUGGGGUGAAGACACUGACGAAGAUAUUUCUGAACCUAACAAGAAAUCCACCAAAGUCAGUUUAGCAGCAGCCCUGAAGAAGGUAGAAAGAAGUGAAUCAAAUGAAUCUGGUCAAAGCCGAAUUCCUGUUCGUAGUUCAGCGGCAAGCCCAAGCACCACUCCAGCUCGCUCCCCUGAGAAAGUAACUUAUCAACCCCCCAGUAAGAUUCCUCGCCCUGUAUCUUCAUCCCCUCCUACAUCAGGGGGCCUCCCCUCUCCGGAGAAAUCUAGCUCGCCUCGAGAGUUAUCCUCGACCAAUAAACAGCAUCCAAUUUCACCCACAACAUCAGCGAAGAGUGCAACAUCGGGGAAAAGCACCCCUGCCGUGACUAGUCCCCAGCCCAGAUCCCGCGUCGUAUCACCUUCGGAAUCUGUUCGGUCUGGUUCAAAUAUGCAAGGGAGAUUAGAUCGUCGUGUCUCUGGAGGAUCAUUGCCGUUAGAAUAUCUUAAGCCCUCUGAAGAAAAUACCGACUCUGAACAGGGUGCUAAAAAGAAGGCUGACCAAUCAUUAGGUUAUUCCCCAAGUUUCCUAUCUCCCCGCAGUGAUCAGUCGAACAGAAAUCUCGCAGAUGAACUGGGGUUAAGUCUGAGUGGCAGUGAAAUAGAAGAGGAUUCAGUGAUGUCGGGUGAAGUUAGUUUUGAUGAUGCCAGUAAUCGUGAUGAACCUAAAGUAUUAACAUCCACAGUGAAACCACAAGGGGAACGAAUUCAAGGUACCAAAAACCCAGCAGAAUACCUAGGAUUAGAUCUUGACAGUCCAGUUAGUUCAGUUUCAGAUCCUGAUAUCAGUGGAAUGUCAGACAACAAGCGAAACAGAGAAAGAUCAAAAAACGAAAAAACUCCGGAAAACAAAGUCUCGAAAUCUGAUUCACGCCAGAGGAAGGAUACAGAAGAAACAGAUUCUAAUUGGGACAGCUCAGAGGUUUCUCUACCGUCGGAAAAUGAAAAAGAAACUGAACAAACGUCAAAACCUUCUGUGAAAUCAAAACACGAUUCCGAGUUAAAAGCCGCUGUCGAGAAACGCAAAACUACAUUAGAAAAAUCAACACUUGCCGAAGGAUCCGGAAAGGAACGAAGUGUUGACAAGAAUCGUGGACUGACUGACGAUAAAACUGGAGUGUUGACCGGAAGUGAAUCGACGAAGGAAGAAACGAGAAAAAAAGAAUUGGAAAAAAUGAAAGAACAAGGGAUGGCAAAAUUGAAAGCUGAAGAGAACAAAAAGAUGGAAAUUGAAAAGAAAUUACAAGAGGAAAAGGAGAAAGAAAAAAGCAGAAUGAAGAACUGGGAACGAGAACAACAGGAGAAGGAGGAGCAGAGACAAAAGGAUUGGGAACGAGAGCAGCAGGAAAAAGAACAAGAAUUAGCCAAGUCGAUUAAAAAAGAGCUUGAGGACGAAUUAGGAAUUGAGAGUGAUUUCAAUGUAUCUGAUGAGGGAAGUGAGGUACAGUCAGGGUCACAAGUUGACGAUGACGAGGGUUCGCUGCUUUAUAGCAAUGAACAAAGAGGGACUGAAGAUGUUACAACAGGGUACAAUGAUGGCAAAAAUGAAAAUGUAAUGAAAGGAAGUAUUGAUCAAAGACUAGUUUCUAAUGAACAACCAACGAUAACAGGAGAUGUGGGUGGACGUGAUAAUAAGAAUAGUGGAAAAGAUAUAUCUUCAGCACCUACAGACGUUAUUCCAGUUCAACAAGGAACCUCGGGAGAUGCUGAUAGACGAGCAAGUAUACUUGGGGAUUUCGAGGAUCAAGAAAGUUCUCAGUGGGAUAGCAGUCAUGACGAUGAUCUUGAAAAUGAUCAGGAUGGAGUGGGAGGAGAAGGGAGUUUUGAGGACAAAAAUAGCCGUCGUCGUAAGGACACUGAGGGAAGCGAGUUGUCCUUCACAGAUAAUGAUAGUCGCAAUCGUAGGGACACUGGUGGUAGUGGAGGCACUUUUGAGAGUAACAGCCGUGAUCGUAAGGGAAGUACAAGAUUAUCUGAUGGGAUAUCAGAGGGUCCUGAGGACGACCUCAGUGAAAGCGAAGGUAGUUUUGAAUCGGAAAGGACAGUUGAUGAGCAAGAAGUGACAUCUUCAAAACAAGAAAUCAUCGAUCGAGAGAGAAUUAGAAACAACAAUAAUGUUAUAGAGAAGCCAGUUGUGAAAGAUGAUGUAUUGAAACAAGAGAGUUCAAGAUACAAUGAGGAAGCUGAAGGAUUCCACGAUACAUCAGAGAGUAGUAGUAAGAUCACAGAACAUAAACAUAGUGGUUCAUCUAGAAGUGGUACUGGAAUCGCAGGUGAAAACAUGUCGCCUAGGAGUAACAGUAGGAUUACAGAGGAUGCGAGGCGAUAUCAAAGAGAAGAAGAUGACCUGCUCGAAGCGUAUAAAGCACGUCAAGAGGAAAUUCUCGAGCAAGAGCGUAGAAUGGAGGAGGACAUGGCACGCAAGGAGCAGGAACGACUGGACGAGAUACGUCUUCAGUUGCAACAGCGACAGGAAGAAGAAAGCCGCAAAAUGGCUGAACUAGAAAGACAAAGGAAAGAACGGGAGAUGGCGAUACAAAGAGAAAGAGAAGAGUAUGAAAAUGAAAUGAAAAGAAAACAAGAAGAGAGAAGGCAACUAGAAGAAGAACGAAAAAGAAAGGAAAUUGAAAGACUGGAGGAGAUAAAGAGAAGUGAAGAAGAAAGUAGAUUGAGGUCAGAGAAAAUACAGAGUUUGUCGACAAUGCCUGACGAAACAGAGGUCAUAAUCCAUUCUACCGACAGCUCCCCAGUGGGAAUGCAAGCGGAACGUUUGUUGACAGAAAAGCAUCGAGGUUUUGUUGAAGAUGCUGCAAACACAGCCACUGCUGAAAUCCAAAAGGUACAAAGCAGAGAUCGCUUAGCUGAUCGCUCUAAAGAGAUAAAAAAACGGCAGUUAGAAGCAAAAGCUGAUUUAGAAGCCGUUCGUCUGCAAACCAGUAAAUUGAAUGAUUCGAACAAAUGGGAAUCACCAUCUCCUAGUUCUGAUUUGAUGCCACUUUCCGCAAAAGUUGAGAAGCUCAAUCCACACUCACCACAAGAUAUCCAUUCUGAUUGGUCAACGUCCUCCGAGGAUGAACGUGGCAGACCACAAUCUCGCGCCAAAACUCCUUUGUCAAGCGGGGAGACGGGUCUAGGUUCUAGUUUGUCACCAGGUCUCAGUAUCUCGCGACCAUCCUUACUGCAAACAGUACCAGUUAUGACAAGCUCUACUGCAGUGACAGAAAAUUCCCCUGCUGUUGUGCAGCUGAAAAGCUCUUUACGGGAAAGCAAGCGACAGCUAGAAAAAUAUCAAGAAAAACUGACGUUGGCUGAAACGAAAGUCAGGCAAUUAGGAAACCAUUCCGAUGACCUGCAAAGUAAACUGGAAGAUGCCAUCAAUCAGAAAUCGGCAGUUGAACGUGAAUUGUUUGAAAUCAACGAGGAGAAUCGUUCCCUGAAACACGAAUGUUUACGGUCAGCGGAAGAUAAGAAGAUCGCUGAAUCAUUGACUGGGACUGUAAAAGAUCAACUGAGGCGAUCUGAAGAAAAACUUACCAAAGAGAUUAAACAGCGCAGAGCUGCUGAAGAGACUGGUAAGAAAUUGGAGGCAGAACGUGCAAAUCUCGAGAAUGCUUUACGUCACAUAGCUCUGGAGCUGGAAGAUUUGAAGAAACUAUUGGAACGAGAACAAGAACAAUCCCGAUUGAAGGAUGAAUUAUACCGGGAACAGAAAAAACAAAAUGAAGCGAUAAUUAUGGAAUCACAAAAGCUUUCACAGCAUCGAUCUGAAGUGCUGACGAAACUAGAAAGUGCAGAUGAAGAUCGUAAGAAUGUGGCAGCGAGUUCAGAGUCUUUGAGGGAACAAUUGAUUCAUGCCAAGGGUGAAAUUGGAAGGUUAAACUCCCAGCUAGAAACUCUAACAAAAGUAUCCAAAAGUGAAGUGGAUCUGCUGAAGAAACAGUUGGCGGAACAAACCGAGAAUUGCAGACGACUUGAAGACAAUCUUGCCAAAGUUCGUUCAGAUUACGAUACUCAGAUGUCUCAUAUGCAAGCUGCAAACAUUGAACAACAAAAUAAACUGGAAUCAGAAAUGGAAGCAAGACAUGGCUUACAGUCUGAGGCGAUGGUGCUGCGCGGUCGGUUGGAAGGCACCGAGAACGAGCGAAAUGAAGCAAAUAAGAACAGGGCUGAUGCUGAAAGGCAACUUCAUAACUUACGUGAUGAACUGUAUAAGAGCAAGACUUCGUUAGAGAAAGAAGUUUCAUCACUUCGAGAAACAAAUCAGAUGACUACUUUGAAGCUCAAUACAGCAGAGAAUAAAAUAUCUUCACUGGAAGCUGAGUUACAAACAGCUAACAUUAUGCUUGCUGAAAGAUCCAGUCAGAUGACGAUGAACAUGCACGAUAUUGACAACAAGAGAGUUUCCAUAACAAAACUCGAGUCAGAUCUUAGAACUGAGAAGGACAAGAAUGCUAGAAUUUCUGCUCGGUUGGAAUCAGCUUCAGAUAAGAUGAAAGAUCUAGAGAAGGAAGCGACCAGUUUACGUCGUCAGUUAGAUCUUGCUGCUGAUAAAGUUCGAAAACAAGAGGAAACGUCACAGGAAACGCAGAGCAAACUUAAUUCAACCUUAUCCGAAAUUAAGACGGAUUUCGAAAAGACCAAAGGCAAAGUAAGCGAGAAGGAACGACGCCUGGCAGAUGUUGUUGAAAAAUACAAAGAAGAAAUGCAACAGAAUUUUAUAAAGGCUCAAAAACAAGAUGAAAACAUGCGGCUGUUACACCAAGAACUUGCUGAAGCGUCUCGAAAGAUUUCGUCUGCUGAGGCUUCAUUGGAAAUUCAACUGAAGGCACGUGACGAUUUAGAAAAGGAACGUGAUCACUUGCGAAAGACACUUAGAACCUAUGAAGAAAAGAUGACUGUAAAAAUAAGCGAGAAUCAAUUGGUGAACGGUCAUGCUUCGGCACUGAAGAACGAGCUCGAACACUCUCGGAAAGUGUCGGAAGAGACGAGUGAACGACUGGCUACGACUGCAUACGAUUUGGAUAAUCUCGUAAAGAUUAGGGAGGAAAACGUUAACAACAUAAACUGGACUGGUUUAGAAGACGACGUUACAAAACUUAAAGUAGACCGAGUCAAUUUGGAGGCAACUUUGCAAGAAGAGAAAGCAAAAACGAAUCUUCUGCUGAGAGAAAUUAAAGAAAAUAAUGAGGGUCGAACACAAUUAGAGUCGUUGCUCUCACGGAUUAAAUCUUCAAAUAUUGAUUUGGAAGAGCAGUUACGUACCGAGUCUUUUGAUAAAACACAAUUAGCUCGAGAAGCUGAGGAGGCUAAAGGACUUUGGGAGUCAGAAGUGCGUGCCAGGUCUAAACUAGGAGCUAAGAUUCUCGAAAUGGAAACAAAUCUCGGUGAAAGCAAAGCUGCCAUUGAUCAGGAGAAAAAGAAAGUACGUAAAGCUUUGGAAAGUCGAAAAGUGAUGCAAGGAAAACUGGAUAUAUAUGAAAAAAGAGCUGAUCAACACGAGAAAGAAGUGCAGACAUUAAAGACGCAAAUUAAAAGUUACAAACGACGUUUGAAAGAUCUACUGAACAGCUCAAACCGCAUUCCAACUUUGCAAGCGGAGUUUGACCGGGAAACUCAACAAUACGAAACCACAAUAACAUCACUGCGUAGCCAGCUCUGUGAUAUGAACGAAAAAGUACGACAAGAAAGCGACGCUCGUGUCACUGCUGAACGAAAGGGAAAAUUGUAUGAAAAUGACUUGAUGUUGUCCAGGACGCAUACAAAGGAUUUAACGCGGAAAGUCCAGAAGUUAGAGAAAAUGAAUAAACAAACGACGGAUGAUAUCGAUAAUUUAAGGGCGCAUUAUGAGGAAAAUUUUGUGGAGAAAGCUCAACUGGAUCGCAUGAAACUUGACAUUGAAGCAAAGUCUCGAAUUGAACUUAACCGCAAAUUGGCAGAUGUCAACGCUCACUUGGAGGAACAGGCUCUUGCCCGAGAGGUCCUGGAACGAUCUCGUAACGAACAAGAAGAUAUUAAAAAUAAAGAAAUGGAGGAGAGUAUUUCAAAGCUCAGAAGGGAUAACGAACAAUACCGGUCAAAAUUGCAUAAACUUCAAGCUCAAAAAGAAACAGUGGAAGUUGAAGCAGAACGAUUCAAGGACAUGUAUGAAAUUGAGAGUAAACGAAAAGAAAAGUUAAACAACUUACUGUUUCAAGAAAGAGAGAAGUCCGCAGAGUCUAAGACACUUUUCAAUUUAGAAAGGUCUCGCACAGACAAGAUUCUUGGCAACACUAGUUUAUCAAGAGUUGAUCAUUCGCCUGGUACUUUAGAUAUUUCUUAUAGGGAGAACACGAGUGAUAAAAGUCCUGGACGUAUCUAUUCGCAGCCAAAAGAGAAGUUCAUGGAAUCUGUAGAUAAGGAACUUAGUAAAAGUAUUCAAAGACAUUUAGACUCAAUUUCCACGAGUGAUUCACCUGAUAUGUGGACUAAUAAGGGCAUAAAUAUGACGUCAUCGCCAUUAUCAACAUCCUCCCGUCAGUAUAUGGAAACAUUAAAAAGAAACUAUUUUGUCUGAUACCACAGGAACUAUGCAGGGCUGGGCAUACUGAUCGUAUAUUGCUGACCUAAACCAUUCACUUGACUGAAGUAGAAUCUUUACAAAUUAUGACAGGAAGUGCUUUGUGUUCCUUAAUGCAACCUCAGUGCUCAUGACCAAUAUGAAACAUAGAGAAAUGAAUUUAAGAAAUGAAUUUAAUGACUGAAAUAUUUUAAAAUUGUACAGUAUUUAUAGAAGUAUAUGUUAAAUUAUAGUCUUUCUAUAGAGAAUAGGUCAUUCAAUCCUAGUUUGUUUACUACGGUUCAAUUAUUUUAGAAAAUAUUUUUGUACAUAGUCAUAGUCACCUUUCUUUCUACAAGU